AUACACGCGCAUUAUUUUAUAAUUUUAAUAAUUAAAUAUAUAUAUAUAUAUAUAUAUUUUAUAUGAUUGUUUUAAACACCGUUUCGUUACAUAGUUUAAACCACCAACAUGUGGGAAGGAUUUGUCAAGUGCCUUGGCAAAAGCAAGGGGAGUACCGAAUGCGGAGUUGAGUUAUCCGAGCUAUAUAAGCGAGUUCCGCACAAUCAGCGCAAGCAAUUCAAACAGUUUGCCAAUAUAACCAAUGAGUACAAAUCACGACUUGAAAAAUUUCCAUCACAAAUGCCCGCAAUUGAUUGGACCUAUUACAGAGAGAACGUGAGAAAGGAAAUGGUGAGCUGGGUGGAUGAGUUCGAAAAGAAAUACGAACGGUUGGACAACAUGUUCGCCAAUCGUCACUCGCUAAUUGACCACUCGAAGUACUUUGGAGAGUCUGAAGAGCUGACCAAAUGUGUUGAACAUGAGAUCGAAAAGUACAAGGAAGAAUCGAACAAGCGCAUCAAGGAGCUUGAAAAGAAAAUGGAGCAUUUGAAAAUGAUGAAGUCUUAUAAUGAGAUGACAAUGGAGGAAUUUUGUUUCAGCCACCCCAAUGAGGCGCCCGACUUUAUAAAUAAGCCCACAUUUUGGCCACAUACGCCCGAAGAGCAGAAACCGGGACCAGCCGAAGAAGUUUUGCCAGAAGCUGGCAACGAGCCUAAGUCAAAAGGUGACACGCCCGAUCCUAAAGAUGGCAAGCCGAAAAAAACACCCCCAACACCGCCAACUGGAGCUGCACCGGCGAAAAAUGACAAGCCUCAACCUAAGAAAGAAAAGAAAGAAGUAAAAACUUCCGAUGAAAGCACAUCCGAGGUAAAAAAAACCGAAGCAAAAACUUCCGAAGUAAAGAAAGCCGAAGCACAAGGUUCCGAGCCCAAAGCAGCCACAGGCAAAGAUGAGUCUAAGACCGAAAGUCAGGCAGUCGACUAUGCUUUAGAACUGGCCUCACAGGGUAUUGAAUUCGCCAAGACCGCGGUAGAAAAAACUAUCGCUCUGUUUAGGUCAGUUCUGCUGAAAGCCGGAGAGAAGAGGAAACAGGUUGCGGAAACUGCGGCUGCCGAAAGAUUGAAAAAACAAACUGUUGAGCCGCCGAAGAAACCAAUCGAGCCUGACGAGGAUGAUAUUUCUAAAAGAGAGGCUCAAUUUAACAUUUGUAACAAAACUAUAAUUCAAGGAGACGAUACAGCAAAGGCUGAUGUCAAGCCGCAUCAUGUUGACUUGGAAAUCACGUCGGACACGCCUGAGGAAAAAGAGGCCAAGAAAAGGAAAAUAAAGGAAAAGGAAAAUGAAAAGAAAUGCAUGCCUAGGCAAAAAUCUGAGGCAGAAGAGGAAGAGAAAGACGAAUGCCAAGAGAAGAAAAGAGUGUGUGUUUUGCCAGUCGAAAAAACUGAAGAAACUGUUAAACCGUGCCCGAAGCCCAAAGAGAAGAUAGAUCCCUGCAGUCGUAAGCCUCCGACUUCUGAUGCGUCCACAGUCGGUGCUCCGACAAUGUUUAAUGUAAGCACACAAAAUACAGUUGGUGGAACCGAUGCUUUAGGGUUAGAGGAUACCAAAUCAGUCAUAGGCAAGCAUAAUGUUAAUGUUUCGAAUGAAAGCAAUGAUGAUACUGGCGAUCAAUCGAAGUCUGGCCAGGAAAUGCAUGUGAUAACAAGCACAAAGACCUUGCAGUCGGAUAUAUACAAGUCCAGUAAAGAUAUCAGUGAUCAAGCGAGAUCGGGCCAGUUAAAUGCAGAAUCGGUGGCUAAAUUCGUGUUCGAAAUGGCUAGCAGUACGGCCGCCUUGCUGUCGGAGGCCAAGAAUAUUAUCGAGAAAGUCGAACAGGAUAAAAGCGGCUUAGAUCUGGAGGCUGCCUACCAGGAGGCCGAGAGCAAGGUGACCGCGGCCCUGAAUCACGCCUACAUGGCUCUGGACUCGGCCAAGGGGCUGGCCAAGCAGAGCGGCAUCGGUGACAACGAUGCCGUCGCUCUAAUUGAGAAGCACGCCAUGCUUGCCCAGCUGUUGGCCUAUCGAGCCAUCGCCAUGAAAAAGGAGAUCGCCAAGCUGCUGGCGGAUCUGCGAGGAAAAUAGGAAUUUUCAUUUUUUCAAUGCAACUUAAUGU
Messenger RNA from Drosophila hydei, 2131 nucleotides. Its product is annotated as nucleolin. The transcript is spliced from 2 exons. The coding region runs from base 109 to 2100 and encodes 663 amino acids. Gene Ontology annotation, biological process: proton motive force-driven ATP synthesis. Gene Ontology annotation, molecular function: proton transmembrane transporter activity. Lineage: Eukaryota; Metazoa; Arthropoda; Insecta; Diptera; Drosophilidae. The record is from RefSeq and is a predicted model, not a curated record.